AUUGAGGUUAUGUUUUCUAAUGCUCCUGGCCUGAAAGCAGCACGUGGUAGAAUAUAUUUUUGAAUUUGUUUAUUAUAUAGUUGUUUAGUUCAAUUAUGGGUAAACCAGAUUUUUCUCCAGGCGGUAGAGGAGGCCGUGGUGGCUUCGGCGGUGGCCGAGGAGGCGGCGGUGGACGUGGUGGUUUUGGAGGAGGUGGUGGACGUGGUGGUUUCGGAGGAGGCGGUGGACGUGGUGGUUUUGGAGGCGGCGGUGGACGUGGUGGUUUUGGAGGUGGCCGUGGCGGCGGUGGACGCGGAGGAUUUGGCGGUGGUCGCGGAGGAGGAAGAGGACGCGGCGGCGGAGGAGGUGGAUUCAAGGGAGGAAAGACUGUAGUUAUUGAGCCUCACAGGCACGAGGGAGUUUUCAUUGCGAGAGGUAAAGAAGAUGCUCUAGUCACACUUAAUCUUGUUCCUGGGUCUGAAGUUUAUGGAGAGAAGAGGAUAUCUGUUGAGAAUGAAGGUGAAAAAACUGAAUACAGAGUGUGGAAUCCAUUCAGAAGUAAACUAGCAGCUGCCAUAUUAGGAGGUGUAGAUCAAAUUCACAUGCCACCGGGCAGCAAAGUCCUGUAUUUAGGAGCUGCUUCCGGAACCACAGUAUCACAUGUUUCUGAUGUUGUUGGCCCUGAAGGUCUUGUAUAUGCAGUAGAAUUCUCACACAGAUCAGGCAGAGACUUAAUAAAUGUUGCCAAGAAACGUACAAAUAUAAUCCCAAUAAUAGAAGAUGCUAGACACCCCCACAAAUACAGAAUGCUGGUAGGAAUGGUAGAUACUAUAUUUGCUGAUGUAGCUCAGCCAGAUCAAGCUAGAAUCGUGGCCCUGAAUGCUCAGUAUUUCCUUAAAAAUAAUGGACAUUUUGUUAUUUCAAUUAAAGCAUCUUGUAUAGAUUCCACUGCACAGCCUGAGGCUGUAUUUGCAUCAGAAGUUAAGAAGCUACAAGCAGAUAAACUGAAACCUCAAGAACAGCUCACUUUGGAACCUUAUGAAAGAGAUCAUGCUGUGGUGGUGGGUGUGUUUAGGCCGCCACCUAAGAAUUAAUUUUUUACUUGUCUAGUUCAUGGUUAAGUUCAUAAUUGUUUGAUAAGUUGUUAUAGUAGCUUUAAGAAAUCUUGGACGUAAGAAGGAUAUUGGCCAACUUCUUGUUGUGCAUCAUUGGUUUUAUUAACUGAUAUAUUUAUGUAUGUCUACCUCAUAUAUGUAGGUACAUAAUAACAAAGGCAAUUUCAUAAUCACAAAAAGAGUGUGUUGAUUUUCUAUGCAGAAACCAUUUCUGCAUUUUAAUUUUUAUAUGUAAAAUUUUAUUAAUUGUAAGAAAAACUAUGUUUUGUAAGUAUGAUAAUAUAGAUAUUUUCUUCCUAA
Messenger RNA from Diabrotica balteata, 1394 nucleotides. NCBI's taxonomy places the organism in Eukaryota, Metazoa, Arthropoda, Insecta, Coleoptera, Chrysomelidae. The record is from the annotation of a GenBank genome assembly.